AUGGGUUCGUUGAGCUCGUCAGUAGCAAACAACAGCUUUCAAAACGUAGCGACAUCAUCGAAACUAACACGACCACAAACCGUUUGGAUGUGGAAAUCAAACGUAGAAACAGAAGAGUGGAAAAGAUAUUCUGACGUUGAAAAUCGCAUCAUCGAACAAGCUAACCAACAAAACAAAAAUCAAGUUGAACUCGAUGAUCUCUGGAUCGAUUUGAAACAUGAAAUUCAAAUCAAUAAACAAGACUCGAACAAAGAAAGACCAAUCAAGCGAGUCACAAACAUGUCAAACGAAUAUGUGAGAGAAGAAAGAUUUACGUGUGAACAACCAAUACUUAACGCUAAAGCAUUUAGCAACACUUCACUCUUUUGGUUUGUUUCGUGCAAAUCGUUUGUUUAUGCAGCAGGGCUUCGGAAUGUAAAGAUAAACGACGAAUUGGUUGAGAAAGCAGCUUGCGGCAUUGAAGAAGAGGGUGCGAAAGUGAAUAAAAAAAAAGAAGCUGAAUGGAUUGCGAAUGAAUUGAGAAAAGUAAAACGGAGAGGAGAAAAAGAAAUCGGUGAAUGUUGCGUCAAACUAUAUACAAUGGAAAGUUUCUUGUACAAACUUGUCAACAAAGUCAUGAGAGAAGCGCAAAUAAAAGGAAAUGGACGGAAACCAGAGUUUGUGUCUGAGAGAGAUACAAAUUAUGGUCGCACAUUGGGACCUUAUUGCUGGAUAUUACAAACUUAUCUUCGCAAGAGUUCUCAUGAAAAAGGCACUUAUGUUUACCGAAGCGCCAACUUGACAAACGAAAUGAUUGAUGAUUAUAAAAAACAUGUUGGUCGCUCUGUUUCGUGGAAUUCGUUUUCAAGCACAACAAAGAACAUAGCGAUCACGUUAAAUUUUGGUGGAAAUACUUUAUUUAAAAUUCACAUUCCUCGACGAACAGCUGAAAGCAAUGUGGCAAUCUCAUCAUUGUCAGAAUAUCCGAAGGAAGAAGAAGUAUUAUUAGCAGCUGCUGUGGAGAUCGUAAUAAAAAAAGUUAAAUAUGACAAAAGAAUCAAUAAACAUGUCAUACACUUAAAAUUAUGGGGAAAGGACUAA
Didymodactylos carnosus is the source of this 1080-nucleotide messenger RNA. The record is from the annotation of a GenBank genome assembly. NCBI's taxonomy places the organism in Eukaryota, Metazoa, Rotifera, Eurotatoria, Philodinida, Philodinidae.